Molecule: messenger RNA, 621 nt
Organism: Tribolium castaneum (red flour beetle)
Lineage: Eukaryota; Metazoa; Arthropoda; Insecta; Coleoptera; Tenebrionidae
Product: aldo-keto reductase family 1 member B1-like
Exons: 4
Coding region: 1-570 (189 amino acids)
Cellular component (GO): cytosol
Molecular function (GO): aldose reductase (NADPH) activity
Source: RefSeq, a predicted model, not a curated record
AUGCAGUGGUACUUGCACUUGCACGUGACUACUGUGCGCACACGGCGCGCCAGCGAUUGCGCCCACCUUUACAACAAUGAAAAAAUAAUCGGAGACGCGAUACAAUCUAAGAUAAAGGGCCUCUUCAUCGUGGGCAAACUCUGGAGCACUUUACAUCGACCGCCAUUAGUCGAGCCGGCUCUAAAAGAAACACUUAAAAACCUACAAUUGGAUUACCCCGAUCUUUACUUGAUGCAUUGGCCUCAAGGCGAGUUCGUUCCAGUUGAUCCCGGCUUGGUUAUUCCCAGUGACGUUGAUUAUGUCGACACCUGGAAGGCGAUAGAGGAGUUGCAAAGGAAAGGGCUGACGAGGUCGUUGGGAGUGUCGAAUUUCAAUAGCAAACAAAUUGAGAGGCUUUUAAAGGUGGCCUCAAUUGUGCCAGUGACAAAUCAGGUGGAAUGCCACCCUUACUUAAACCAGGCAAAAUUGCGUAAAUUUUGCCAAGGCAGGGGGACCAUUUUAACAUCCUACUGUCCACUAGAGAAAGACCCUGGAAGAAAUUGGAGAAAAAUACGAAAAAUAUAUAACUAGGCAACAUUGUUAUUCCGAAAUGUUUGAAAAAUAAAUGACUGAGUGAAAAUA